Pogonomyrmex barbatus (red harvester ant) is the source of this 696-nucleotide messenger RNA. RefSeq lists its product as uncharacterized. NCBI's taxonomy places the organism in Eukaryota, Metazoa, Arthropoda, Insecta, Hymenoptera, Formicidae. The record is from RefSeq and is a predicted model, not a curated record.
AUGGAGGAUCAGGAAUUGGCAAUGUUUUUACUCGCCAAGGAAAGGUAUUUCGGGAUCAAUAAAACGCUGGAAAAGAUUCGGAAGCGUUUUUAUUGGGCAAUCUGUAAGAAGGAUGUUGAGGAAUGGUGCAGAACCUGUAGGAUUUGUGUUGCGAAAAAGGGUGCUACGAAUAAAGAGAAAUCUCCUUUGCAGAUCUUUAAUUCGAGAGCUCAUUUUGAAAGGAUUCAAAUGGACAUUUUAGGCCCGUUACCUGUUUCUUCUUCAGGCAAUAAGUAUCUUCUAGUUGUUGUGGAUUGUUUUACUAAAUGGGUAGAGGCUUUUCCUCUGAAGAAUAUGAGAGCUACUACGGCAGAAAUUUUUGUUAAUCAGUAUUUGUCGAAGUUUAUUGAAGAGAAUCAAAAGGAUUGGGAUCAUUGGAUUCCCAUGUUUCUUCUUGCCUAUAGGACCUCUAAACAUGAGGCUACAGGCGGUACUCCUUCGGAAUUGUUUUGCGGAAGAGAUCUUACCUUGCCGAUGGAUUUGCUAAGAGAUACUCCUCUGAGUUAUGGUUUUUCUGAGUCAGCGGAAGAAUACGUUCGGGAUUUGCGGCAGAAACUCGAUGAAAUUCAUCAGGGAUUUUCAAUUUUUGGAGAGACGUUGAGGGAAGAUCCGGAGCCCAUUCAACAGGCAGAAACUUCGAGCCGAACAUCGAGCUGA